AAGUGAGGCGCCGAGCGGAACGGCCUCUGGUGACAUUUUCUCCGGGCGGCGCGGACGAGUGAAGGGACUUGUUAGUGGAGGCUGCGAGAUUCGCUUUGGCCCUGGCGGGACUCUGACCGCGACCCUCUGCUCGCCGCCGGGGCUUGUGCUGAGGAGGAGAAGGCGGCGGUGGCCGUUGCGGCCCGAGUCACCGCGGCCGGGAGAGUCCCGCCCCGGGGGUCGGUGCGUGCCCCGACGGGGCGAGCGGAGUAGUUGAGGAGGUGCGGAGCUGCCUCCGAGCGCAGGUUGUUUUCCUGUUGCAUCUUUGACAUAGUUUCCUAGACUUUGCUCCAUGAUUUAACUUGAAAAUCUGAAAUGAAGAUGGAGGAGGCAGUGGGAAAAGUUGAAGAACUCAUUGAGUCUGAAGUCCCGCCAAAAACAUCUGAACAAGAGACAGCUAAGGAGGAAGAUGGAGCUGUAGAACUGGAAUCUCAAGUUCAGAAGGAUGGUGUAGUAGAUUCUGCAGUUCUUUCUUCGAUGCCCUGCUUGUUGAUGGAGCUGAGAAGGGACUCUUCUGAGUCUCAGUUAGCAUCCACGGAGAGUGACAAGCCGACAACUGGUCGAGUUUACGAGAGUGAUUCCUCUAAUCACUGCAUGCUUUCCCCUUCCUCUAGUGGUCACCUGGCUGAUUCAGAUACUUUGUCUUCUGCAGAAGAGAAUGAACCCUCCCAGGCAGAAACAGCAGUAGAAGGAGACCCUUCUGGAGUGCCUGGUGCCACAGUUGGGCGCAAGUCUCGGCGGUCCCGAUCUGAAAGUGAAACAUCCACUAUGGCUGCCAAGAAAAACCGGCAAUCCAGUGAUAAACAGAAUGGCCGAGUUGCCAAGGUUAAAGGUCAUCGGAGCCAAAAGCACAAGGAGAGAAUCAGGCUACUGAGACAGAAACGGGAGGCUGCUGCACGGAAGAAAUAUAACCUGUUGCAGGACAGUAGUACCAGUGACAGUGACCUGACUUGUGAUUCAAGCACAAGCUCAUCAGAUGAUGAAGAAGAGGUUUCAGGGAGCAGCAAGACAAUCACUGCAGAGAUACCAGGUAGAGGAUGUUUUUUAAACUGACUGUAGAGCACCUGAUGGAAUUUCACAGCUGUCAGGCUCAGUUAGAUGAGUGACGCUUGAAAAAAUCCAGGAGACCUGCAGCUCUGUGUAAAUUUGAAGACUGCAGUGUAUUAACAAGACAUGGCCAAUUAAAAAAACCUGUUCUGAGGUUUCCAGUGCACUUUAGCACAUCAGCAAAAAAUAUUUAAGUGGUUAAUGAUAGGGACAAGAUUAUUUUUAAAUAAUGGAAUUUCUCGUAAGUCUUUUCCUCUGUAACAUAUUAUCUGAACUCCCAUCAUUGCCUUUUAGCAUUUCUUAGAUUUAAUACUCAUUGUUCAGCAUUAUUACUAAGUAAAUUCUUCUCAGGAAUAGGCACCUUGCUUUAUUAUUUAGCCACUGUACUUGAGCUUAUGGUGUCUGGAAUAACAUAUUCUAUCUUUUGUUAAAGUUUUCUAGUAAUUGUUCCUCCUAAAACAGUUUUUUGUGUUUUCCCCCAAUUCAGUGCAUGAUAAACCAGUUAUCCUUGUUGCACAUUUUUCUAUUCUGAGUUGUCACUUGCUUUGAAAAGAAUGUUUUUUGCAAGAUUUCCCCUU
This is a messenger RNA of Manis javanica (Malayan pangolin), 1664 nucleotides long. Lineage: Eukaryota; Metazoa; Chordata; Mammalia; Pholidota; Manidae. The record is from RefSeq and is a predicted model, not a curated record.